GGUCCCCCACAGUCGUCCGCCACCCUGAGGAAGAUUCACCAGUCAGACAUGGGUUCAGUACUCAGGCUCAUGAUUGCUGUUCUUCUGGCACGGUGCUGGUUGACCAACGGUGAUGGUCUCGAGAGCCGAUGCGCAGAAAAAUACAGCCAAGAUUCCAAAGUAUGCUGUAAGAAGUGCUCUCCAGGGCAUCGCCUGCUGAGUAGGUGCGGCGUGGACCUUGAAGGGCUCUGUGUUCCUUGCGAAACUGGAACCUACCUCGAUGAAGCUGGAUACACUUGCAAAUUGUGCAAAGACUGUACAGACCCACAUGUCCUGAAGGAGUCGUGCACCAGCAGCAGGGACGCGGUGUGCGGCUGCAAGGCGGGGAACCGCUGCGGGGAUGCCGAGUGCUCCUUCUGCAUCGAGGAAUGUGGGAAGGGCUUCGAGCCCAAGGAUCCAUUUUCCUGCCGUCGAUGCCCUGACGGCACCUUCAAUGACAAGAUCCACGAGAAGUGCGUUCCGUGGAGCACAAGCUGCCCUCAGCCAGACCAGCAGAUUGCGGCUAAUGGCACCGCAGAAACGGACAUCGUCUGCGGCAGCGUUUCGAAAAAAGUCCAAGGGAAUUUUCCAUCCGCAAAAGACACCGCGUCGCAUGGAAUGAUGGUAGUGGCGAUAGCAGUUGCCUGUUUCUGUCUGGGCUUGUUGCCGACCUGCUUCCUCAUGGGCAAGAUGUAUAUGAAAAAGAAAACUGCAACAUUAACACCUGAAAAGAGGCAAACAGAGGGCUCCAGUAAGGCGAUGCACCCCCAGAACUGCCAGUUCGGUCAGCCGGAGCAGGAACAGGGUGGCAGCAUGGGCUCCAUCAGCUCUGACGAGUCGCAGAAGACCCUCCUGUCCGUGUGACCCGGACCUUUGCCUCGGGCUCGCUGCAAGAGCACUGUGAAACCCAUUCGCCGCACUGCAAGACAACUACAACAACACGCAAUGAGACAUCCCUCGACAUUCUCCUGUUCUUAUUUCCAUGAUUUUGUACACUAUACCUCUGCUAAAGAUGUGUUUCUUUUUGAGAAAAUUCUUCUGUAUAUAUUUUAGGUAUGUAUUUAACUUUUUCAGAUUGGAGGCCUCAUUUACAAUGGUUUUACGUGCAUGGAUGUAGUUUUAAGCAUCCAUCCACCACUACCCAUGUAACAUGAUGGUUUACUGAAUUUGAUGGGAAAAAGAGCCUAGCUAUGUACAAGAUCCUUAGAAAAACAGAAGCAGUAUAGGCUUCUAUUGCAACCACGCAGCAGAGCGCAGUGUCAAUAAGAUACUGCAGUCCCGCAAUUUACGAAAUUGUCCAGAUAAAGAGGGAUCCCUUUAAUAAGCAAGUGAGCUCAUAAAUGGAGGGAUGCCUGUACGUGUGGAUGGCGUCGAUUCAGCAGUCGUAAGCUAUCCUUGGAUACAUAACGAAAUGCUGAGCUCAUGUCACUAUAUUAAUUUUUUUUUUUUUUUAAUUCAGUCCUUUCCUUCAUUUGAAAUAACCAAAUCAUGGAGUCAAAAGCAACUGUUGCAACUAUUAAUUUUUAUGCCUGUUAUGUGACUGUAACCCGCAUGAUGAAUGUUAAAAUUUUGAGGUCAAGUGUUGUGCCUUAUUAGUAGUCUGCUAGUAUUUAAAGGAGACAGGUAACAGACAAGCCAAGGUUGCGCUCGCUCGUGGAAUCGUGUGCGAUACGCAAGGCUGUAGUGACAGGCCUUCUCGUGCAGUCAUGACGAUGAAUGGUUAUUGUGCCUGAAUUGUUUCCAGAGAUGCUUCAUUAAGCCUGCGCAAGCAGCUUGUACAGCUGAAAGCACUGUGACUCUACUAUGGUAAUACAGUACCAUCCAAGUGCUCUCUUCCCUGGAGUUUCUGGCUGCUAGGAGCUUUCAAAAGGAGCGUAGUGAUGGGUCAGGAAAAUCUCUGCCCUCCGUUAGCCCGGUCAUGCGUACAGUGCUGGGAGACCCUUUUCCUUUUUCUGUUGGGCAGGAACAAAUACUUGAUGUGAUGUUUUCUGUAAAAAAAAUCGCUGUUAUGGCUUCCACAUGGCGUGUUUUCUGACCCAAACUUUCGCGGGAAGAACAUCCCAUGACCUUGUCUUCAUCUUGCCCUGAAAAUGAGCCAAACGCAGAACAUUUCCUAAGCGCAGAUGAACAGUUCUUAAUGUGUGUUCAAAGUGGGAUGUUUGUUCGGAUUAAACACAUUCGUGUGACUAGCGCCGCUCUUUACAAAUGUCCACUCAUUGUACAAAUCACGUUUACGCACGCAUCGGAUCUGAGUCAUCUGUGUAAACAAGUGUCCUAGGAUCUCGGAAAAGCUUUGACAUCCAACUUCCUCACUUUAUUUUGAAACGGGGCCAAAAGGAAGUGAUGAUGAUUUAUUGAUUUCAGUCUGGUCUCUAUGGAUGACUAUUUAUUACAGUAUUAGGACAUUUAAUUAGCAGCUCUCAGUGAGCUUGAUGAGGCUUGCAAAAAGAGACAGCCGAUAGCGGGGCGGUUGG
Messenger RNA from Scleropages formosus (Asian bonytongue), 2492 nucleotides. RefSeq names its product tumor necrosis factor receptor superfamily, member 9a (gene tnfrsf9a). Gene Ontology annotation, biological process: regulation of cell population proliferation. Bases 49 to 882 code for a protein of 277 amino acids. Lineage: Eukaryota; Metazoa; Chordata; Actinopteri; Osteoglossiformes; Osteoglossidae. The record is from RefSeq and is a predicted model, not a curated record. Gene Ontology annotation, molecular function: protein binding; signaling receptor activity. The transcript is spliced from 7 exons.